Messenger RNA from Ctenocephalides felis (cat flea), 351 nucleotides. RefSeq names its product WD repeat, SAM and U-box domain-containing protein 1-like. NCBI's taxonomy places the organism in Eukaryota, Metazoa, Arthropoda, Insecta, Siphonaptera, Pulicidae. Bases 1 to 351 code for a protein of 116 amino acids. Gene Ontology annotation, molecular function: protein binding. The record is from RefSeq and is a predicted model, not a curated record. The transcript is spliced from 3 exons.
AUGUCCGUGAAAUUAUUACAAAGUUUAAAAGGACACAAUAGCGAUGUGACUUGCGUGAUAUUUAUGGAAGAAGCACACUCUAUACUGGUUCCAGCGAUUAAAACAGUACGUGUUUGGAAAUGGCAAAUUGGCGAAGGAUUUCAGGAAGACGAACAUUCGCCUUUUUUAGGACAUAAGUAUGGCGUUACUUGCGUACGAAUAUCAAAGAAGGGAGAUCUGCUGGCCAGUAGUUCAGUCGAUGGUACCACUAUCCUAUGGUGUACGCGAUCUGGUUCCAGGCGCCAAAUGCUGGUGCAGGAUACUGGAGAGCCGGUGCGAUCUUGCGCCUUCUCCCGGACGGCGCAGUGUUAG